AUGUCAAAGUUCUCGUUAGCUCCAGCUCCUGUCAUUAUUUUAACGGGGGCAAACGGAGGUGUUGGAUAUGGCAUAUGUCAACGAUUGUUGUUCCAGCUUUGUCAAUUGAAUGCACCGGAUUCACUUCCACAGCAUUUUGCAUCCAAUGUGAAAUCGCAGGAGAAGGCUCCGGUGGGAUACAGGGGUGUGACGCUAAUCAUGGCCUGUCGAAACAAGCAGAGAGCUUCGGCUGCUCGUACGAAGCUCCUAAAUUGGCUCGAAAACCAGCGGAGUACGUUGAGAGGAUUACCCAACUAUGACGAGGAUUAUACAUCGACAUUCAUCGCGAACUGCAAUGUUCACAUUCACGAGUUAGACCUUGCUUCGGUGAGCAGUGUUCUCCGUUUCAGCGCUGAAAUCCGCAAAACAUACCCCUACGUGUCACAUUUAUUGCUCAAUGCUGGCGUUGCGAGUUUCGUGGGUAUCGACUGGAUACAAUGUUUCAAGCAACUUGCUUCGGGACCCAUCCAUGCCAUCACUGUGCCUGCAUUCUAUACCCAGCACAUUGGAGAAAUUAGUGGCGAUAAUCUGGGAUGGGUCUGGCAAUCAAACGUGUUUGGCCACUUUGUUCUGUUCCGAGAGCUUGAGGAAACUCUGAAGAAGUCGCCAUUCGAAAGUACAAGAGUUAUUUGGUGUUCGUCAUUGGAAGCAUCCUCGCACUUCUAUGACUCUGCAGACUGGCAAUUGAUCAAGACAGACCACAGCUAUGAGGCCGCAAAAUAUCAAAUUGAUUUAAUCGCGAACUGUUUGGAUCUGAUCGCCCUGCAAAACUCGGAAACAACCAAGGUGACCCGGCAUUUUGUUGGAGAACCAGGAGUUUGUUCAACUUCAAUCAGCAAAGCGCUGGUCAGUGGGCUUCUGGAUGAAGUCAAAGUGAUCGCGUUUUACAUCGCCCGGCUAUUUGGCUCCCCUCACCACACCAUUCUCCCGUGGUGUGCUGCUGUUACUUUCGUGCAUCUCGUUUUGGCUCCUCUGUGCUAUCUGCCCAUCUUCCUGAAUAACGAUCCAAGUAAACCCGUACGAUUUAGCGCUCAGACCGGACGGUGGGGCGAUGAAUAUGUUGGUUUAACGGAGGUUAAGGAAUGGGAGAAACACAAAGAGGAGGGCUAUGCACUGAUUAAAAAAUGUGACAAACUGUACGAAUCGUUUAAGCAGGCAGAAGCUGUUACUCAGGAUAUUUAA
This is a messenger RNA of Psilocybe cubensis, 1221 nucleotides long. RefSeq lists its product as uncharacterized. The record is from RefSeq and is a predicted model, not a curated record. NCBI's taxonomy places the organism in Eukaryota, Fungi, Basidiomycota, Agaricomycetes, Agaricales, Agrocybaceae. Gene Ontology annotation, molecular function: 3-beta-hydroxysteroid 3-dehydrogenase (NADP+) activity. The transcript is spliced from 5 exons. Gene Ontology annotation, cellular component: mitochondrial outer membrane; lipid droplet; endoplasmic reticulum membrane. The coding region runs from base 1 to 1221 and encodes 406 amino acids.